AUGACUCCUUGCUUUCCUAAUUUGGGCGAUAAAGUCUCAAGCCUGCUGAGAUGCUGCACAUUGUGUUGUGACGCUCAGGACAUCACAUCUCCCAGACAGAGGGCCUCACGGACCUGUCGCUGGUACCCAGGGGUAUUGAUCCCACUGGCCACAUCAAUGAAGCCUAUGGAGCUGUGGAAGAUAGCAGUCAUCACUCUGUCAGUGGUCUUCGGUUUGGUCCUUGUCAUUGGCUUGAUCACAUAUUUUUUGUGUAGUGAUGAGGACCGAUAUUACAAUGCAACUUUCAAAAUCUCCAAUGUCCGCUAUGACCCUUACUACCAGAGGCAAACCACUGAACAGUUCAGACACCUGAGUGAAGAGAUUGAAACAAUGAUGUCCAGAAUAUUUAAGGCGUCCUUUUUAAGCAAAAGGUACAUCAGGUCCCAUGUUGUCAGUCUAAGCCCAGAUCCUGGCGGAGUGCUUGCAUAUGUUGUUCUGGUAUUUAAAAUUGCCUCAGCUGAUAAUGAAGCAGCAACCUGGGGUCGUAUCAACAGUGUGUUACGCAAAGGGCUGAAAGCAAGCACGACAUUCUUGGAAGUUGACCAAUCUACCCUUAGACUCACAGAGCUGAAUAAGGAAAAGGGAGAAAACCUUUUAAACAACUGCUGUGGGAUAAGGAGGCAGAUGACAUCCUCCUUCUCAGGAGUAGAGCGAAUAGCUGGCGGGCAGCUCGCGCGGGAUGGGGAAUGGCCCUGGCAGGCCAGUAUUCAGCUUGAUGGGAUCCAUCGCUGCGGCGCAUCGGUGAUCAGUAAUACGUGGCUGUUGACUGCAGCCCACUGCUUCAGAGGAGAAAUAGAACCUCGGAGGUGGACUGCCAGCUUUGGGACUCUGCUGAGAUCUCCAAAACAGAAAAAGUAUGUCCGAAACAUUAUCAUUCAUGAAGAAUACAAUGAUCACCUCCAUAGCCAUGAAUAUGAUGUGGCCCUUGUGGAGCUUGCCUCACCUAUUAAGUUCACAAGUGAUGUGCACAGUGUCUGUCUUCCUGAAGCAUCUCAUGUUUUCCCAGACAACACCACCUGUUUUGUCACAGGUUGGGGAGCUCUGAGGAAUGAUGGCUAUAGUGUAUAUCAACUUCGACAAGCAGAAGUGAAAAUUAUAAGCUCCAGGAUUUGUAAUAGGAGACAAGUGUACCAUGGAAUGAUAACACCUGGAAUGCUGUGUGCAGGCUAUUUAGAGGGGCAGGUAGAUGCCUGCCAGGGUGACUCUGGUGGGCCACUGGUGAGUGCAAACUCCAGAGGAAUCUGGUAUCUUGUGGGAAUAGUGAGCUGGGGCGAUGAAUGUGCCAAGCCAAAUAAACCAGGAGUGUACACACGAGUGACUUACUAUCGAGACUGGAUCACCUCCAAAACGAGUAUCUGAAACCUGCAGAGGGUUAAGCUCUGCGGGCUGUGUGUAAGGCUAUUCCUCUGACAUGUUCUGCUCUGUGGUUACCCUCUAAUUGGCUGCUGGCUUAGCUUGUGGUGGUGUAUCAAUUGCCAGCAAGCUCAGGGUGGUCUAGGACUUGAAAUUGGUUUGGCCUACAGCCAGAGAGGAGCAGAUUAUCUGCGUGACCAGGAGCUGCUUGUUCGGGAAAUACUGUUAAAGGGGCAGCAACCUUGGCCUCUAUUCCCUAUGCUGCCCCUUUUCACCUAGGCAAAACACUUGAGCGCAAUGAUUGUUCACCAGUGUCCUAGACAAGUUGCAACUGAAAUGUGGAGUAUUCGUUUGCUGUGUGCUCCCAAGGCUCCAUCUAGCUGUAGGUGAGCUAGAAUCAAGCCCUGGA
Struthio camelus australis is the source of this 1801-nucleotide messenger RNA. The record is from RefSeq and is a predicted model, not a curated record. Lineage: Eukaryota; Metazoa; Chordata; Aves; Struthioniformes; Struthionidae.